AUGACGCCCAACAAUUAUCCUUUUUCUUGCGUUCUUUCGUGCGGAUUGUUGACCUUCACUUACAUUCCUUACGGCACCAACGCGGGUGGUGGUGGCUCGCCAACGGAGGUGCAGCUGAAUCUGAUCAAGCAGGAGGAGAUGGGUUCGAUGCCGAUGCACCAGCGUCCGGGUACGAGCACGGGGUACGAGGGCGGGGACAUGAUGUACACCAGCAGCCAGCCAAGUUGGCAGGUGGAUCUGGAACGACCGAGCUCGCGGACAGCGAGCAGCCAUUCCUUUCGUGAGCGCGGGCAACAAUCUUCCUUUCGUGAGCCCGGCCAGUCCUUUCUUGCCCCCUCAAGUACAGCAACAACAACAGCAGCUGCCGCCGCAGCCCAGUCCCAUUCCUUUCUCUCCUUCCCCGGCGCAGGAACCUCUUCAAGGCCCUCCACUUCGUCUGGUCUUGCCGACACGCUCCAUCCUAGAUCACUCCCGCCACUCGCUGCAGUCGUCUCCGCUUCCCUCUCCUCACCCCAGGGUAUCGCCAACCAACAGCAGUCACAAUCCGUUUUUCCCUUUCACGCCCUCAGACGACCAUCAACAGCCUCGUCGCGCCCAGGAACAGCACCUGCCUCCGCAUCUUUCUUCUCAAGGUCAUCAUCAUCCACUUUCGUACCAGGAGGCGGCGUGGGCAGCAGCAGCAGCAGCAGCGGGCGUCCAGACUUAUCACUCCUACACUCAGGCUUCGGUGGACGGACAGGGUUCGGUGCCGGCGAGCAGUACGUGGGAGCAGCGGCCGGUGGGUACGAUGCCACCGCCGCAGGAGAGGUCCCCACUUCACCCGGGGGCAUCGACGCCUCCCCAUUUUACUUCCACCCCCCAGCCCUCGAUCCCACACCCGCCUCCGCAACCGUCGCAAACACAAAUACCUCACCCGCCGCCGCCUCAAACCCACGCAAGCGAGCUUUCGGCGGCCCCGACGGCCCACACGAUGAUGCCCCCACCGCAGCACACGGGCAACAUGGCGGGCACCCCGCGCAACAGCCCCCCGGCUCCUCCUCCGGCAUCGGCUCCCUCCUCGGCGACCUCAACUACGACUAUGGCUCCGAGUCCCGACCUCAGUCUCGCCGCCUCUCCGUCAUGGAACUCUGCAACGACGACUCCCCCGAACACCAACGGCCCGCCUCGCAGCACCAGCAGGGGUACGCCACAGGACCUGGCGCAUUUUUACUAUCAGCAGCAACGUCAGGCCCAGGCUAUGGCGGCGGCUCGCGCCCGACCACAUCGUCAGGACUCGUCUCUGGUGCCUCGGCGCUCCGCCUCUUCGAUCGGACAGGCUCGCCACCCACAGCAGGCUCAACAGCAGCACCAACAUCCUCCUCAACAGCAGCAUUAUUCGCAAGAGCUUCGCAUGCAGCAGCAGGCGCAACUGGACCUGGAGUUGCGCCAAGCACAGGCUCAGCAGAGUUCGGACGAGGAGCAGUACAUGCGUUAUAUGCAGGCUCAGGCUCAGGCGCAAGUGCAACUUCAGGCUCAGCAUCGUCCACCGCAUCACCAUCAACACCCACACCUCCAGGCCCCGGCGCCGUACUACAACCCGCACCACCACCAUCAACAACAUCCUACGCACCUCCAGGUCCCGCAACAUCACUAUCCGGCCCCGGCGCACCACCAGUAUACCGACAACAGCAGCAGUACCACGCCCUCGCCCAUUCACCCGCAUUUUCCGGCUCACCCGGGUCCUCCUCCUCAACAGGGGGCGGGUACGGCGGGGGUGGGGGCGGACCUCGAUCUCCGGCCUCGCCCGCCUCCUCAGACAGCGACGCUUCACCACGCCCAUUCGCACGCGCACACCCAUACGCAAAUGCAUACGCAGGUGCACGACGAUCGCCAGGCGGAGGCGGAGAUGUAUUUUCGUCAUCAGCGGCAGCUGGAGGAGGCGCAGGAGCAGGGGGUACUGUACAGUAUGGAGGGUAUGGUGGUGGGCCUGGAGCUGGGCGGUAUGGAGGGUAUGGGAGGGAUGAUGGGCGCGAUGGGGAUGGGAGGGAUGCAAGGGAUGAUGCAGGCCAACAGCAACAACAACAACGGGAUGGUCAAGUUCGAGUCGGCGCUCCUCACGCCGCCGCUUCUUUUGGAGCAAUGAGGGCGUAG
This is a messenger RNA of Cyclocybe aegerita, 2130 nucleotides long. Lineage: Eukaryota; Fungi; Basidiomycota; Agaricomycetes; Agaricales; Hemipholiotaceae. The record is from the annotation of a GenBank genome assembly.